Andrographis paniculata is the source of this 869-nucleotide messenger RNA. Its product is annotated as NDR1/HIN1-like protein 6. The coding region runs from base 75 to 863 and encodes 262 amino acids. The transcript has a single exon. Lineage: Eukaryota; Viridiplantae; Streptophyta; Magnoliopsida; Lamiales; Acanthaceae. Gene Ontology annotation, cellular component: plasma membrane. The record is from RefSeq and is a predicted model, not a curated record.
UUAAUUAGUAAAAAAGGGAUCCCUUACGUAUCUUAUAUUAUGUCUUCUUUCCAAAGCCUUUUGCAUCUCUACAAAUGACCGCGCAAACAGUCACCAAACCUACCGGCGGCGGAGCCGCCGGCGAAUCCACCGCCGUACCUGCAGCGACGAAAACAGGCUUAAAUCCAGUAUUUCCGGUGAACAAUCAGAACUACAUCACGCAACGUCCAGCCUACCUCCGCCUACAGCCUCCGCCGAUGAAGAUCCGCCGGCGGAGAUGCUGCUGCCGGUGCUGCCUCUGGACAGCUAUCGUCAUCUCCUUCCUCAUCCUUCUCGCCGCCUUCGCCGGCGCCGUGUUUUAUGUCCUCUACCGCCCGGAGCGCCUUAACGUAACCGUCAAUUCUCUUCGCCUCGCCGAUUUCAACCUCACUGAAACGAGCAUAACCGCUGCCUUCAAUUUCUCAGUCACCGCGCGCAAUCCGAACAACAGAAUCGCAUUCAAUUUUGACGGAAUCUCGCUGUACUUGCGCUCCGCCGACGUCGACGUCGGGGACGGAUCCUUCCCUGGCUUCAUCCUCGGCGAGAACAACGUCACGACUAUGAGAUCCGUGAUUUCCAGAUCUAACUCGCCGAUUCCCGAAGGAACUGACGUCUCGGCGCUUAAAUCUAGCUUGAAGAUCAAGCAACUGCCGCUGAAGAUUGUAAUGGAAACCAAAAUGCAGGCACAAAUCGGAAAACUCGCGACGAAAAAGCUCAAAAUCAGAUUCACCUGCGAUGGACGCUCCGUUCCCCUCCCCGUCGCAAAGGCGCCGCCGCCAUCGACGGUUUCCGGCGUCCGCUGCAAGGCUAAACCGAUAAUCAAUAUUCUCGAUUGGACCUUAUGAUUAGAA